CGGGGUUCCGUGGCCCCGCGUCCGAGUCAGGUUGGUCGUUUUCCCGGACUUCUUUAGACUCAAGAGGCCUACUACGCAAAUGGCCCUGGCCAUGCAGAUUCGCGCAUACUUGUUUGCUCGUCCCUCGUUUCUCCAACACUUUGUCUACAGGGCGCCGCUAUCGUACCGAGGCAUGUCUUCGAAAGGAUCUAUCACUGUUCAUCAACUCGCCCAGACGGGUUUCGGCAAAGGCACCAAUGAACUCUACGAUCGUGCCCGCCCCUCAUAUCCUUUGGAAAGUCUUACCCACAUCAGAGGCGUAAGCAAUGCACCCUCUAUCAACAUAGUCGAGAUCGGGUCUGGCACAGGCAUCUUCACCCGUGCUCUGCUCGCCCACCCGAGCUGGACCACAAGCAUAUCAGAGCUCCGUGCUAUUGAACCGAGCGAUGGCAUGCGCGAGGUAUUUUCAAAGACAGUGACCGACUCUCGGGUUAUCGUGCAGAACGGCACGUUUGAUACGACCGGGGUCGAAGAUAGCUGGGCCGACCUCAUUGUCAUUGCCCAGGCAUUUCACUGGUGUCCGGACUACGACAAGGCCGCUGCUGAAUUUGCUCGUAUCCUCAAGAAGGGCGGUGCAGCAUGCAUGAUCUGGAACUUGGAGGAUAGGGAUGGUGCUCGCUGGUGCGCCCAGUUGCGUGAGCGCAUCGAGCAACACGAAGCCGGGUCGCCGCAGUUCCGCCUGGGCCUCUGGCGGAAGCUCUUUGAUACGCCAUCUUAUGGAGCCUCGUUUCAGCCGCCGGAGGAGAAGCAAUGGGAAUACCACCUCGAGGGCUCGCUUGAUAUCUGCACGAACCGUGCGCAGAGCAAGAGCUACAUCGCUGUGCUUCCUCCCGACGAGAAGCAGCGUGUGGUGGACGAUAUCGUGGCCAUAUUAAACAGAGGGAACGAUAAGAAAUGGAUAGAUGAAGAGAAGGGCAUCUUUGAGUAUCCGUACAAAACCUACUUGGCGGUUUGUAGAAAGAAGGACUAGAGCUAGACGUAGCUUGGUGUAUGCCUGCAGGGCCGAAUAGAUCCGAAGGCUCUUUCGGGGUCCUGUCGGCGUUAAGCACUUAAGCAAAGACAGUGCGUCAUGAUUAGGGGGAACCAAUUAUAUAUACCUUGCAACUGUAUGUUAUGAUCGGACGACUGUCGGACAACGAGAUGUCUUGAAUGCAUGCUUAAC
Coniophora puteana RWD-64-598 SS2 is the source of this 1201-nucleotide messenger RNA. Its product is annotated as S-adenosyl-L-methionine-dependent methyltransferase. Bases 80 to 1009 code for a protein of 309 amino acids. NCBI's taxonomy places the organism in Eukaryota, Fungi, Basidiomycota, Agaricomycetes, Boletales, Coniophoraceae. Gene Ontology annotation, molecular function: S-adenosylmethionine-dependent methyltransferase activity. The transcript has 5 exons. The record is from RefSeq and is a predicted model, not a curated record.